AUGGCGUUGAGACCCGAAGUCGAUCUUGAGUUCCAACGUGUUAAGAAAAUUAGAGAAAUAAGCCUAAACCACGAUAUUCUCAAUUUUAUCGAGCUAGCACACGCGUCAUUCCAACAAGGGAGGACGUCAAAUCCCCGGGGCCCCUUUAAGAGAUCUCUUCUUCACUAUGCGGCCAUGGGGAAUUGUACCGAACUUCUCCGCUUGCUACUUCAAACUGGAGCACCUGUAGAUGUUUGUGACCAGAAUAAGCGAACACCCCUCUCUUGGGCUGCAGAAUACGGAGCACUAGAUGCAGUAAUGCUUCUAGUGGAAAAUGGAGCCAAAGUAAAUUCCAUUGAUGAUACGCUCACUUCCCCCUUGGCAUGGUCGCUAUCAGCAGGUAUGGGCCAGAUAGUGGAGACAAGAUCCUUCCUUAGGCAAAAAGGUGCGAGACAACGAUGGAUACUGAGGAGAAUAAUUCGUGUUUUGGUAUCGCGGAAAUAG
This is a messenger RNA of Paecilomyces variotii, 483 nucleotides long. RefSeq names its product ankyrin repeat protein. Gene Ontology annotation, molecular function: protein binding. The record is from RefSeq and is a predicted model, not a curated record. NCBI's taxonomy places the organism in Eukaryota, Fungi, Ascomycota, Eurotiomycetes, Eurotiales, Thermoascaceae. The transcript has a single exon. The coding region runs from base 1 to 483 and encodes 160 amino acids.